Molecule: messenger RNA, 1342 nt
Organism: Trifolium pratense (red clover)
Lineage: Eukaryota; Viridiplantae; Streptophyta; Magnoliopsida; Fabales; Fabaceae
Product: protein SLOW GREEN 1, chloroplastic-like
Exons: 4
Coding region: 116-1183 (355 amino acids)
Molecular function (GO): protein binding
Source: RefSeq, a predicted model, not a curated record
AAGCCUUAUUUGUAAAAUGACACUAACCAAAGUUUUUACUCGAAAAAAAAGAGCGUCUUUCUAUCUCAAAACGGCGUCGACCGCCGGCGACUAAGUCUCCGGCCAGUACAAUACCAUGACUUCUACCGCAACCACCACUCUCUUCAUCUAUUCCCAAUUCCAAUCAAAAUUCCCCAAACCACUUCUUCUUCCACCAAUUCAUAUCUGCAACAAACCCCUAUCACUUUCACUUCACUCAUCCAAAUUUCGUUCCACUCAUUUAUCACUCUGCACUUGUUCUCGCACCCCAUUCACACCCUCAACAAUUUUCUCACCUCAAACAACUUUUUCCAACUUCAUUUCACAAAAGAUAGCAUUUUUUCUUAUUGGGUCGUUUAUUUUCAUGGGUUGUUGUUUCAACCGAAGAAUCGCUUUUGCAGUUUCAGUACCUUCUGUUGAUUCUGCUGAAAUUUUGAAAGAGAAGGAGAAGAAAACUGUAGAAGGGAAAAGCAAUGAGGAUGAAAUGAAUGAGAGAGUUUUGGAGAAUGAUCCAAGAAAUGUUGAGGCUGUUAAAGUGGUUGUGUAUGGGAAACUUAGGAGAGGGAAAUGUAAGGAAGCUGAGAAAUUUAUGAAGAAGUUGAUUGAUUUGGAACCAAAUGAAGUUGAGUGGAGGCUUUUGCUUGCAUUGUGUUAUGAAACAAUGGGGUAUUUGAGUAAAGCUAAAAGAGUGUAUUCAGAAAUCUUGGAGACUAGGCCUCUUCUUGUUAGAGCUUUGCAUGGUCUGGCUACGGUGAUGAACAAAAACAACGAGGGUCCUGCUGCUGUGUUUGAAAUGCUGAACAAGGCUCUAGAGUUAGCUAUUAAUGAAAACAAAGUUACAGAGGAAAGAAAUAUAAGAAUCUUAACUGCACAAAUGCUUGUUGUACAGGGUAACUUGGAGGAGGGCCUAAAAAGAUGUCAAGAUUUGAUCGAUCAAAAUCCCCGCGAUUUUAGACCUUAUCUUUGCCAGGGAAUAAUAUACAGUCUUCUGGAUAAAAAGGAGGAAGCUGCACAGCAGUUUGAAACAUAUGAAGCUCUUGUGCCUAAAGAGUUUCCACAAAGGGGAUUUCUUGAUGAUAUCACCUUAGCAGCAAAAGGAACAUCCCGAGUACAGUUUCAGAGGGAACUCGGAAAUCAAUUUUCUGACCAAAAAAUAGGAAAAUAAUUAGUAAUGCAAUGCAGUAGCUCACUCUUGUAAAAGCAAAAGGUUAGACUACUUUAAUGAUAUAAUAGAAUGUGUAACAUGAUUUUGUUUUUUCAGCCCUUGUAGUGCAUUUCAAAUUUUCAAAUAUGAUAAUUUAUCUUGGCACAACCUUUUGAAUCA